CAAUUAUUAAAUAUUAUGGGCAAGGGCAACAUCAAGUUGACGAGAAUAAGAUAUGGAGUAUGAACUUCCCCUUGCUAUAAACAGUCAUGUACUAUCUCUCCAUUCAUCUCUCCCACCUCACAAUUGGCCACGGAAGAAUCCUACCAAUAGAAGUUUUUGAAAAAAGUUGCCAAUAAAUAACUUUUUCUCUCUUAAACUACUAUUUUUUCAUGCCGUUCAUUAAUGGAUCUUUUCUUUUCUGGAAAAUUGUCCCAUCAAAGUUUACGCUUUAAUUAAGUAUUCCAUUUUCAUUAUUCUUUGACCAUGAUAUCAUAAUCUUUCUUUAUGCUGAUAUUGCUAUAUUUGAUCCCCCACUUACCUAUGCACUUUGUUUCGUUCUGUGGCAAUUUUCCCAGCUCCCCUUUCUGUUUCAAGUUUCUGUUUUCUGUAGUAUACUUGAUAAUCAGUUGGGUUUUUAUUGUUUCCAUUACUCGUUGAAUUUUUUUUAUUCACUUUAACCGCCUUAUUGUAAAGUCGACUUUUUUCGAAAAUCAACCUGGUACGGUCCAUAUAUAACAACCCUAUUGCAAACUCUCAUUGCGCUUCUUUCGGUUCAGUGAACAGCUGAAUCCUGUGUUUCAAGUAUUGUUUCGAGAGCCAGUUUGUUGAUAUAUAUAUAGCAGUUGGAAGUUUUAGGAUCAAUAUAUUCAGAAUGUGGGGAAGCUAUUAUAAUUCAUGGGUAUUACUAUUACUUUUAUGGUUCAAUAUAGCUGCUGCUGCUGGAGUGCAUCAAAAUCAUGCAUUUAUCCCAAAGCAACAUCGAAUAUUAGUGGAUACAGAUGUUGAUACAGAUGAUUUCUUUGGUCUGCUUUACCUCUUGAAGCUCAAUAGAUCAGAGUUUGACUUGAAGGCAGUGACAAUUAACACAAAUGCAUGGACGAAUGCUGGCCAUGCUGUUAAUCAAAUGUAUGACAUGCUUUUCAUGAUGGGCCGUGAUGACAUUCCUGUGGGAGUCGGAGGUGAAGGUGGAAUUUCGCAAGAUGGUGAUAUAUCCCCUGAUGUUGGUGGAUAUCUUCCUAUCAUUGAACAAGGCAUGACAACAACAGGAUACUGCCGAUAUAGGCAAGCCAUUCCCCUCGGUCAAGGAGGGCGACUAGAUAUAGACACGAAUUAUGGCCUUCGAAAGGAUUUUCUUCCCCAGGGAAAGAGGAGAUAUUUGCCUCUUCUUCAACCUACAUCACAGCAAGUUCUGAUCGAUGUCAUAUCAAAAGGUCCAACAACAGUAUUUUUGAUAGGAGCACACACAAAUUUUGCCCUGUUCCUAAUGCGUAAUCCCCUACUAAAGAAAAAUGUGGAACAUAUCUAUAUAAUGGGUGGUGGUGUAAGAUCAAAAAAUCCAACAGGUUGCUGCCCCAAAAACGCUACAGCUUUGUGUAAGCCUGAGCAGUGUGGAGACCAUGGUAAUUUGUUCACUGAUUAUACAAGUAAUCCUUAUGCAGAGUUUAACAUAUUUGGAGAUCCGUUUUCUGCAUAUCAGGUGAUACAUUCAGGGAUCCCAACCACUCUUGUUCCCUUAGAUGCAACAAACACGAUUCCCAUAACAAAACAAUUCUUUGAGAUCUUUGAGAAGAAUCAGAAAACAUAUGAGGCUCAAUACAUCUUCAAGUCCUUAAAAUUGGCCCGUGAUACUUGGUUUAAUGACCAAUUUUAUUCUAGCUAUUUUAUGUGGGACUCUUUCAUGGCUGGUGUAGCAGUCUCAAUCAUGAGUAAUCUACACAACCCUAGUGGGGAAAAUGAAUUUGCAGAAAUGGAGUACAUGAACAUAACUGUCCGCACUUCAAACAAGCCGUAUGGGAUGUUAGAUGGCUCAAAUCCAUUUUUUGAUGGACGUAAAAGUCCCAAGUUUCACCUAAAUAAAACCGGGGUGCACAGUGGUCAUGUCCAGAAGUCACUCCGUGAUCCUUUUUGUCUUGUUAAGAACCAAAAGGGCAGAUGUAAGGAUGGGUAUACGGAGGAGAUAAGUGGUCCAGAAGGUGUACGAGUUCUUGUUGCUACAAGAGCUAAACCAAAUAAGGAUCCGAAUAGCCCUCUUGAUAGACAAUUUUUCAAAAACUUUUUGGAUGUUUUGAAUCAUCCUCAUCAAUCUGGAAGAUUCAAUUUUACAACACAAUUUUCUCAUUACAAAGAGGUGCUUUACAAGCCAGAUUUUGGGAGUAAAAAACUUGGAAAACCUGUCAUUUUAGACAUGGAUAUGAGCGCAGGAGAUUUCCUUGCUCUGUUCUAUCUACUCAAAGUUCCAGUGGAAGUGAUUAACCUUCAGGCAAUACUUGUAACUCCAACUGGCUGGGCGAAUGCUGCGACUAUUGAUGUUGUAUAUGAUUUAUUGCAUAUGAUGGGCCGAGAUGACAUCCAAGUGGGUCUAGGAGAUGUUUUUGCAAAAAACCAGUCGGAUUCUUUCUUCUCUGCUGUUGGUGAUUGCAAAUAUGUUAAGGCCAUACCUCACGGGAGUGGUGGAUUUUUGGACUCUGACACCCUUUAUGGCCUUGCGAGAGAAUUUCCGCGUAGCCCUAGAAGGUACUCGGCUGAAAAUUCUGUGAAAUUCGGAGCUCCGCGUGAUACUGAUCAUCCCGAGCUACGACAACCUCUAGCACUCGAGAUAUGGUACAAUGUUACAAAGACAAUAAGCCCCUCAACGAAAAUCACCAUAUUAACCAAUGGACCGUUAACCACCUUAUCCAACAUUCUCUCUUCCGAUAAAAAUGCAGUAUCAAAAAUUCAGGAAAUUUUUGUUUUAGGUGGAAACAUAAAUAUUCAUGGUAUGUCAGGGGAAGGAAACCUUUUUACAAUGCCAUCAAAUAAAUAUGCCGAGUUCAAUAUGUUCCUUGACCCUUUGUCUGCAAAGAUGGUGCUUCAAUCAAAACUUCCUAUCAUAUUGAUUCCUUUGGGAGCUCAAAAAAAGGUUCGCUCAUUUCGUUCAAUUCUUGACAAGCUUUCCAGAACUAACAACACCCCAGAACUACGCUUUACAAAUCGCCUCAUCUCCAAAUUGCACAGUUUACACAAAGAACAUGGUCGAUAUCAGCAUGUGGACAUGUUUUUGGGGGAGAUGCUUGGUGCUGUAAUCAUGUCUAACGGUCAUUCAUCUCUAAAUUCGAGCUUUCAAGUUAAGCCUAUCAGAGUCUAUGCAACAGGUAGGGAAGAUACAGAUGGACAAAUGGCAGUGGAUGAACAAAAUGGGUUACCAAUAAAAAUACUCGAAAGUUUUGACGAAACCGCUUAUUAUGAUUUAUUUGCCAAUCGUAUUGGUGAUAAGAAGCAAUCUGCUGUGGUGGGAAGUUUUUCUGAACAGAAAAGAAUGUGGAGUACGUAGACUACAUCAAGAUUGAGUGAAAUAUGAAUAAGAAGAGGAUUUCCCACUUGUUCCGUUUGAUCUAUUUUUUUCAUUCAACAUUUAAAUUUGAAAUCAUUAUAUAAAUGUGAAGCAUAGGACCACAUGAAUGAAAGAUGUAUGAUUUUGUUCAUAUAGAGAAAAAGGAAAGAUGCACCAGCAUACUCAAGCAUGUCUGGUUUUGUUCAUAUA
Beta vulgaris subsp. vulgaris (sugar beet) is the source of this 3559-nucleotide messenger RNA. RefSeq names its product nucleoside hydrolase 3. Lineage: Eukaryota; Viridiplantae; Streptophyta; Magnoliopsida; Caryophyllales; Amaranthaceae. Gene Ontology annotation, molecular function: hydrolase activity, hydrolyzing N-glycosyl compounds. The coding region runs from base 692 to 3349 and encodes 885 amino acids. The transcript has 12 exons. The record is from RefSeq and is a predicted model, not a curated record.